Messenger RNA from Lactuca sativa (garden lettuce), 1907 nucleotides. RefSeq names its product DDT domain-containing protein DDR4. The record is from RefSeq and is a predicted model, not a curated record. Gene Ontology annotation, biological process: regulation of DNA-templated transcription. Gene Ontology annotation, cellular component: RSF complex. NCBI's taxonomy places the organism in Eukaryota, Viridiplantae, Streptophyta, Magnoliopsida, Asterales, Asteraceae.
CCCUCAAUCUCUCCCCUUCGCACACCGUUCACUCUCUCUCUUUCUAGGUUUUCUCACUCUAAAACAAUGAACGAAAAUGGACAGGAGUCGUCUCUUUCGGAUUUUGAAGCCGCUCGGAGUAGUCUUCGACAGCGUUGGGAGUUGGCUUCUGUUCUCAAUUUCUUCAAGGUGUUUGAGCCUGUUAUAGAAAGUAAUCUGAAGAUUUCUGCUGAAGAGAUUGAGACAUCACUCAUUCAACCAAACAAAUCUCUUGCUCAGAUUCACAUAUCACUCUUAAAGGGAAUCCCACCUGUAAGUAAAAACCUAAAAGAUCCAGAUGCUUGGGUUGUAGCACUCUCUAAGAAGCUCAACAUGUGGUGGCCAUGGGUUGCCGAGGGUGAUUUUCCAUUAACCACAGCCAAAGGGGCUGAAAUGGAAACAUACAAAAAACUUGACCCCACAAUUCGUCUUGUAAUCCUUAAAGCACUCUGUGAGAUCAGAGCUGAUCAACAUGAUGUGGUGUCAUACAUUAAUGAAGGAGUAAAAAUCAAGAAUGAGAUGUCUACUUUCAGAAAAAUAAACAUUGGGGAUGAUGGAAAAGGCACUUCAUAUUGGUGUGAUGGGGAUGAAGUUAUUGGUUUUAGAUUGUAUAAAGAAAUAAAUACUUUUAAAAAAACUAGAACAGAAACAACUGUUGGUUGUAUAUGGGAAACACUUGCAACUAACCUAGAGGAGUUCCAGAAAGUUGUGGAUGAUUACUCAUCAAGUAAAUCAAAACUUGAAGUUGCUGUUAGUGUUGUAGUUGAAACUGAAAUCAUGCCUGUUCUUAAUAAACUUGAGAAGAAAAAACAAAAAGCAUUGCAGAGGAAGAGGCAUGAAGAGAGGAUUUUGAAUAAUUUCUGUAGAGUUGGAACCACACGUUCCUGUCGUAGAUCUAAACCUGUCAGUUACACUUUUGAUGAAUAUGACAAGGUCAUUAAUGAAGCCAUACGACAAACCAAGAAGAUGAAAACCAAAGAAGAACAAAAGAAUCAGAAAAAAGCAACUGCAGUGAAGGAGGAGGAUUCACAUUCAGAGCAAGAUCAGGAUGAUGAUGAGUCCACUGAAUCUGACUCUGAGAACACCAAGCUUGAAAAUGGAAAUGUUUCUGAAGAUAGCAGCCAGGAUUCUGGUGAAGAAUCACAUGAAGAAAACAAUGAUGAUGAAGAAGAAACCAAUGAUGAUGAAAAAGAAGCAAGCGAUGAUGAUGAAGAAGAAGAAAUCAAUGAUGAUGAAAAAGAAAAAAGCGAUGAAGAAGAAGAAAACAAUGAUGGUGAUGAUGAGGAGGAAAAGAAUGGGAGUGAUAGCAGUGAAGAUGAGUUAGUUGAGAAAUCUGAAAUUGAAAAUGGUAAUUUUGUUGGGAAAAAAAGAGGUAGGAAUGAUGAUGAUGAUGAUGAUGAUGAUGAUAUGGAAGAGAUGAGAAACUUUGGUGCAAAGAAAAGAAUGAGGCAAAGACCAAACCGUAAUUCUGCCAUUGAAUCCUCCAUUGUUCCUGAUUCUGAGGAUGAAAGUUGUUUGGGAAAUAGUGAUAGUUAGAAACGGUAUGUACAGUUUCGCAUGGAGGAUUCGGUUUCGUAUUGAAAAUAAAUACGAGUUUUGGAAUUUCUUUUUUUGGAGUAGAGGAGGAGGAUUGUAGUAUUUAAGAGCAUCCUAUUGAAGAAGAGGUUAGUAGAGAGGUAUAUUUGAUCAUUGGAUCCAUCUUUUUUGUUGUUGAUUGAUUGAUAGGAUCAUACUUAGGAUGGUGGUUUUGUUUUACAAGGAUUGUGGUUGUAUCUUUUUGAGCCUAAUAUCAUGAAAUGGCAUAGCUCGAAGUUCAAAUGGUGUGUGUACCUUUAAGAUGCAUUUGAUGUGGAGUUGUGUUUUUAAGAGGUGAAAAGAAUUGGCUUGUA